GAAACGUGUCGUGAAAAUCUUUGUUCUCACCAAUUUUCUGCUCCGAUCUUCUAUGAAAACGCAAAAUGCGACGCCGAAUGGUCGAAAUCCAAAAUCGUGUAUAGUGAUAAUGUUCAGUGGCAGAAUGUCACGGAAAUUAGUACCAAGAAGUUGGUCUCCAUCGAAAGUGGCCCUGGUAAUUCGAGCAAUAUUAAAACGUUAAAG
Messenger RNA from Paramuricea clavata, 204 nucleotides. The record is from the annotation of a GenBank genome assembly. Lineage: Eukaryota; Metazoa; Cnidaria; Anthozoa; Malacalcyonacea; Plexauridae.